GGCCGGCUGCGCGGGCGGAAGGGGCGGCGCGGAGGCGGAUGGCGGGGCCGGCGCGGGAGGAGCUGGCGGCGCUGGAGGCGAUCUUCUGCGGCCCCGGCGAGUGGGAGGUGCUCAGCCGCUCAGAGACCCAGGGCACCGUGUGCAGAGUCCUCACCACAGCCGAAGGCCCGUCGGGGGCGGACACCCCCCUAGAGCUGGUGUUCCACCUGCCGGCCGCCUACCCCGCGUGCCUGCCGGGCGUCUCCGUCGGCUCCGAGCGCCUGACCAGGGCCCAGUGCGCGGCCGUGAGGGACAAGCUGCUGGAGCAGGCCCAGGGCUUUCUGCCGGAACCGAUGGUCCACCAGCUGGUUCUCUGGGCCCAGCAGAACCUCAGGCACCUCCUCGCCCCGCCGGGGCCGGGAGCUGGCUCUGGCCCGUGCGCUGCGGCGAGCGCCGCGGAGGCCGAGGGGCCCUGGAUGACCCUCCUGCACCUGGACCACAUGAGAGCCAAGACCAGAUACGUGAGGACGGUGCGGCAGUGGGCGUCCGCCCUGGGCCUGGCCGGGAGGCUCCUGUUCACGGGCAAAGUCAUCCUGCUUCUCCUGCAAGGACACAGGGACCGCGUCAAGGAGUACCUGGUGCUUCAGAGAACCUCCAAGGUCGACGUGGACUCGAGUGGGAAGAGGUGCAGAGAGAGGAUGGCCAGCGUGCUGUGGGAGGCCAGGGCGCAGCCGGGACACACCAGGUUCCUGGCAUUUGAAGUCAAAGAGUUUUCAUCGCUGGACGAGCUGCAGAAGGAGUUUGAAACUGCAGGACUCGAGGCGCUGUUCUCCGAGUUGGUCCUGGGGCUGGUGAAAUAAAACGGAAGUCGGCAUGUUUUUUUUUAA
Molecule: messenger RNA, 866 nt
Organism: Eptesicus fuscus (big brown bat)
Lineage: Eukaryota; Metazoa; Chordata; Mammalia; Chiroptera; Vespertilionidae
Gene: RWDD3
Product: RWD domain containing 3
Exons: 4
Coding region: 39-839 (266 amino acids)
Biological process (GO): positive regulation of hypoxia-inducible factor-1alpha signaling pathway; positive regulation of protein sumoylation
Molecular function (GO): protein binding
Source: RefSeq, a predicted model, not a curated record